Molecule: messenger RNA, 2629 nt
Organism: Melozone crissalis (California towhee)
Lineage: Eukaryota; Metazoa; Chordata; Aves; Passeriformes; Passerellidae
Gene: KCNJ4
Product: potassium inwardly rectifying channel subfamily J member 4
Exons: 3
Coding region: 516-1883 (455 amino acids)
Biological process (GO): potassium ion import across plasma membrane; regulation of monoatomic ion transmembrane transport
Cellular component (GO): plasma membrane
Molecular function (GO): inward rectifier potassium channel activity
Source: RefSeq, a predicted model, not a curated record
CAUCAUGCCAGAGAAGGAGGGAGCCAGGCAGGAGGGGGAGACCUAAACCCGUCGCUGAGCCACGAAGGCACAUCAGCACUCCGUGGGAUGGACGCUCCUGGGAGCAAAAAAAUUCUGAGAGGCAGAGGCAGAAGGAGAGCGCUGGCGUGGGCAGGGCAGAGUUAGGAGAGGAGCAGGUCGCAGCGGAGAAGUAGCUCUUCGGAGGGGAAAAAAAUAAACCUGGGCUGGAGGCGAGCGAGGACUGCAGAGAGACUUCCCUGAUUCCUGCGGUCCGGCUGAGGCGUUUCAUGGUGAGAUGGAGAGAGCGGCCGCUUUCCCGUUCCCCUGAUGCUGGCUCGGCGCGGCUGGAGCCGGCGGCAGCCCUCGGCAGGACCCGGGCGCGUGCCCAGGAGCAAUCGCAAUGGCCGUACUGGUCCCAGCUCGCCACAGGUGAAACCUGGAGCUGCCCAGUCCCACGUGAGUGCUGCUGCAUGAGCUCCCACGGCCUGGCAGCUCCCACGGCCCCCUGACACCUGAUGACCGAGCGAGCCAUGGGCAGCGUCCGGGUCAAUCGGUACAGCAUUGUCUCCACCGAGGAGGAUGGGCACAAGGUCUCUACGCUGGGCAGCAUGAACGGGCACAGCCGGAAUGGCAAGGGCCACGCUCCCCGGCGGAAGCACCGCAACCGCUUCGUGAAGAAGAACGGCCAGUGCAACGUUUACUUUGCCAACCUGAGCAACAAAUCCCAGCGCUACAUGGCCGACAUCUUCACCACCUGUGUGGACACGCGCUGGCGGUACAUGCUGAUGAUCUUCUCCGCCGCCUUCCUGGUCUCCUGGCUCUUCUUCGGCUUCCUCUUCUGGUGCAUCGCCUUCUUCCACGGCGACCUCAAUGCACCGGCCGUGGCAGGUAGUCCCUCUCUGCUCAAGCCCUGCAUCAUGCACGUGAACAGCUUCCUGGGGGCUUUUCUUUUCUCAGUGGAGACGCAGACAACCAUCGGGUACGGCUUCCGCUGCGUGACUGAGGAGUGCCCGCUGGCCAUCAUGGCAGUUGUGGUGCAGUCCAUCGUGGGCUGCGUGAUUGAUUCCUUCAUGAUUGGCACCAUCAUGGCCAAGAUGGCAAGGCCCAAGAAGCGGGCCCAGACCCUCCUCUUCAGCCAUCAUGCCGUCAUCUCCGUGCGGGAUGGCAAACUGUGUCUCAUGUGGAGGGUGGGCAACCUGAGGAGGAGUCACAUCGUGGAGGCCCAUGUCCGAGCCCAGCUCAUCAAGCCCUACAUGACGGAGGAAGGGGAAUACCUCCCCCUGGACCAGCGGGACCUAAACGUGGGCUACGAUGUGGGUCUGGAUCGUAUAUUUUUGGUCUCACCCAUUAUUAUUGUUCAUGAGAUUGAUGAGGAGAGCCCCCUCUAUGGGAUUGGCAAGGAAGAACUGGAGACGGAGAAUUUUGAGAUUGUGGUUAUUCUGGAGGGGAUGGUGGAAGCCACAGCCAUGACCACACAAGCACGAAGCUCUUACCUUGCUAGCGAAAUCCUUUGGGGUCAUCGCUUUGAACCGGUUGUGUUUGAGGAGAAGAACCACUACAAAGUGGAUUACUCGCGCUUUCACAAGACAUAUGAGGUAGCUGGCACACCUUGCUGCUCAGCCCGGGAGCUGCAAGAGAGCAAGAUGACCAUCCUACCUUCUCCACCACCUCCCAGUGCCUUCUGCUACGAGAAUGAGCUGGCACUUGUCAGUCAAGAUGAAGACGAAGAUGAUGAUGAAGUGGGUGUAGUGUUAGGGGGCAACACCAAGGAGGAGGGAGGUAUCAUCCAGAUGAUGGAUUUUGGAAGCCACCUGGACCUGGAGCGGCUCCAGGCAACUCUGCCUCUAGAUACAAUCUCAUACCGCAGGGAGUCAGCCAUCUAACUCCUCUAGCCUCCCCAUUCCACACCCGUUGCCCACAGUCUCCUCUGUUCCGUACCCAUACACUGGAUAAGUCCUUUCACCACCAAAUAAUGCCUCCCAUGAUUGCCUCUCAGCCCCCAGAUACACCAAGGCCUGGAGCUGCUCGGAUAUACUCUCUUUCUCGUGAGGUCGUAAUGCCUGGGAGAGGAGUGAGGAUACACUGCUCUUUCUGGGUGUGCAGCUUGGGCUAGAACCCCUCUCCUGCCCAGAGACAGGAGGGCAGCAGGCCUGGUUUCUUGUCUCUGGAGAGGUGGCAGGAGUCCCUGCCUUCGGUGGACAGACUGGGACCCACAGCAAGUGUUUCUGCUGCUGAGGCAACAGCAGACUUUGUCACCUCUCACUGUGGGUAGGCCCCAUGGCUGGCAAGGGUCAUCGCUGUCACCGGGAGAGGAGCAACACCUAAGCACUGACCAGAUGAGGAUAGAAGGGAGAGUUUGGGACUCUUGGAGGGAGCAGGGAAGGAUCACAAGGGAGGAGUUUACUUGCAUGUUUGUUGCUUGUUGCACAUGAUUUUGUAUAUAAAAGAGAAGGAGAACUGCAAUCGAUUUUUCCACGGCAAACGCCAAGCUAGGAGACAAGGACGUUCUACACCGGCUGCUCUGCACUCUCCUUGGCUUUCAGUGUCUGUCACCUCCAGAAGCAGCUCGGCUCCAUGGACUCAGAUCCAGUUCUCCCAGUCCUCUUGAAAAACAUGUCCUGCUCCUCUC